AUGCCAUUGACCGAAGCACUACAACAAAUUCCUGCCUACGCAAAGUACAUGAAGCAAAUCCUCAACAAAAAGAAUAGGUAUUUAGAUGAGGAAACAAUUGAAGUACAAGGGAAUUGUAGUGCCAUCAUGCAGAAAACCCUUCCUCCCAAAUUUAAAGAUCCGGGAAGUUUUACCAUUCCAUGCACUAUUGGAAAUCAUGAUAUAGGUAGAGCUCUCGUUGACUUGGGAGCUAGCAUCAAUCUGAUACCUUUAUCCAUGCUUAAGAAGAUUGGUGGUCUUGAAGUCAAGCCUACAAGAAUGAUGCUGCAGCUGGCAGAUAGAUCCAUCAAAUACCCUUAUGGUGUAGUGGAAGAUGUGGUGGUCAACAUAGACAAACUCCAAUUCCCAGUGGACUUUGUAGUUAUGGACAUGGAGGAAUCUGCAGAUUGUGUUGUCUUUGUUUUAAACCAUGCUUGUGUGAAGAACAACCAAGGUGAAUUUUUGAGUUGA
Vigna angularis (adzuki bean) is the source of this 489-nucleotide messenger RNA. RefSeq lists its product as uncharacterized. Bases 1 to 489 code for a protein of 162 amino acids. The record is from RefSeq and is a predicted model, not a curated record. NCBI's taxonomy places the organism in Eukaryota, Viridiplantae, Streptophyta, Magnoliopsida, Fabales, Fabaceae. The transcript has 2 exons.